CCCGGGCCACACUCAGCUUAGCCUUUGAACGAGGCCUUCCUCCUCCGGGAAGACAGCGAAGCCGCGAUGGCAGGUUCGUCCGUUUCCUGGGCUUGUGCCACAAACAAAAUUCAAAGUCCUGUAUAUCUUUCAUCAUAGAUUUUUAAAUACUCCCUUUCCUGAGAAACUCAAAGUAAGGGUUUAAACAUUGCUGCUAUUUUGUAUUUUAAACUUAAUCUUGAGCAGCUACCUACAAUUUUUUACAUUUUGCUUUUCCCCCUAAAUUGCCUUCCUUCUGACAUUUUCCUCAUAUGCUAUUUGUGACAAAUCAUCAGCCAGAUUUCCUGACUGACACAUGGGUAUUAGGUACAGGGGAAACCUGUGGUGUUCACAGCUACAAAAUGGAAUUCGGUUUUAGGAACAGUUUGGGUAGUAAAUUUCGAUAGAGGCAAAAAAAAGGGAGGGUGACGUGCUGUCUCCUCUCGUCAGGAUGGCCGUUGGGCUCUUAUUCAGAAAGGAUUAGUUUCUUUUUAAAAUGUACUUUACUGAACUGCAUACAGGCACGUUUCUUCAUAAGGUCACACCUGAUGGAAACAAGACAGUCUCCCAACACUGAAUUUCCAAGAUAAUCCUUACCACUUUGUAAACCAUUUAUAGCUUUGAAAGUGUUAAGUGAUUCUUUCGUUACUAUUCAUGCACGUUCAUGAACUUCUGCUGUACAUUGGAAUAGGAGUUACCACAUUCGCAUUUACUGUCUAUUUUCUUGUGUGCCUUAUGAGAUGGCUUUUCUGACUGUAUCUCAAUAGUCUUUCUUUCUAUGCAGGUUUAUAAUCAGUACAACUACUGUUUUCUAAAAUACUAUUACACGAGGCUCGGAGUUUGUAUUUCAAUUACACUGACCAAGUAACAAUGUAUUCCGUUUUCAGGAAGUGAAUAUUUGACUGUUAACCCUUUUCCUGUCUGCCCAGUGUGACCUGGAGCGUAUGGACUUGACAGACAUCCCUCACCCAGACUCCAUGUACAAACACAUACACAUGCACAUCUCCUGGUGGAAACCAACUCAGAGUGGGGAAGACACGAAUGGUGUUUCUUUAGAACUGACUUUUCUUACCGUUUUAGACUCGUGUGUUUUGUAUGACACCAUCACAAGAAAAUUUUAUCCUUCAGAUGAAGUAUUUUAUUAUUUGAGGCUUAGUCAAGGAAACGGCGGUGGCGUCUCACCAGCCUCGCCCAUAGCUGCUCCUGAGAACUCCCCUCCUGGGCCGCCCGGGGCCCUGCAGGAAGCAGCAGGCCCUCCAGGGCCUAGCAUCGGCCAGCCGGGCUGUUCUGCAGUCGGUGUGGAUCGGAUCGGAUCGGCCAUGGAGAGGAGUUUUCAGUUGGAGCCCUCCGCCAGCUGGAGCCUCCAGGCUGCUCUCUGCCUGGCCAGUCGCUCGGCAGGGGCCAGAGCACCACCUGGUCGUAGAACUGCGGAAACCGGCGUGUCUCCCCAUCCUCCACAAAAACAUCACCACAACCCACCUGUAACUAGCUCCGCCGGUGUGCGUGCCCCUGGUACAGCCACGGGGCAGCUCUGCCUCGUGUUACUGGCCGGCACCACCGGGCCCACCUGCAGCUAG
Molecule: messenger RNA, 1595 nt
Organism: Odobenus rosmarus divergens (Pacific walrus)
Lineage: Eukaryota; Metazoa; Chordata; Mammalia; Carnivora; Odobenidae
Exons: 4
Coding region: 963-1595 (210 amino acids)
Source: RefSeq, a predicted model, not a curated record